CGGACUGUAUACUCGAGAUUAUCCGCAUGACGAGCUGUGGAGUUUGACAAUCUCGCACCCGAACUAAAACAAAAAUGGAUUAUCGCUAAAAUGGGGUUUUAACAUUUAUUCAAACGACUUCACGUUGGGGUUUAUUACUUUGCGCGGAGAUUAUUUAACCGAGUGCAGCGAUUACUGAACAACGAUGUGAACGUUUCUGUCACGAAAAUGUUACUAAAUGUUUUAAACGAAACGUACUGGAACUCACUGUGGACAGUAUUUUUGUCUUUAAAGUCCGUAUAAAUGCGAAUCUGAGAGGAAAAGUGUGUGUUUUUGCCCAAUGCAGCGGAACAGCAGUCUCGUUUCCAUUUGGCUUCAGCUCGAGCUGUGCGCGAUGGCUCUUCUCCUCACUAAAGGAGAAAUACGGUGUUACUGUGACGCUCCCCACUGCGUGGCCACUGGUUACAUGUGCAAGUCGGAGCUGAACGCCUGCUUCACCCGCACCUUAGACCCCCAAAGCACGAACUCUCCUUUAUCUCACGGGUGUUACGACCCUAUGCUGAACUCUGGGAAAACUUGCCACUCGGAGUCAACCUUUGACCGCAUUCAUGGCUCUGCCACGCUUCAGUGUUGCCAUGAGGAUAUGUGCAACUACAGAGGCCUGCAGGAUCUCACAUACAGAGGAAGUGAAAUUCAUGAAAAACGGCGACACCCUCCUGAUGGCAGCCGUCAUGUGAUUGCACGCUUGCAGGAAAUCCCUUCAUCGAAGGAGGUUUGGUUUCGUGCUGCGGUCAUCACCGUCCCCAUCGCCGGCGGCCUCAUCCUGAUCCUCCUAAUAAUGUUGGCUCUGCGAAUGCUCCGCAGCGAAAACCGUAGACUGCGUCAACAGCGGCGGGAAAUGUUAUCUCGCCUGCAUUACAGCUUUCACGGCCAACACCUCACCAAAAGCCACGUGGCCAAGCUGGACUUGGAGUGUAUAGUUCCUGUUGGAGGCCACGAGAACUGCUGUCUGACCUGUGACAAGAUUCGACAGUCUGACCUCGGCAGCCAAAGACUUCUAUCAUUGGUCAACUGGGGAAAGUACAGCAACCGAGGAAAGCUGGAGUUCGUGUGAUGGCUUUGGUUUCCUUCAAACUCGUCUGAUGUUAUUUUGAACCCUUCUUAAGGAAGUACGAUUCAGAAGAGAACACUUGAAAGCGCUAAUCAUACGGUUUGCUGCUGGAGAAGCACUUUACUUGAAUUAGAGACUUGGGGACUGCUUGUAUUAUAGGCUGUGAUGAGGAGCGGCUUCAUGCUGGUGUUUUGUUUUAUCACCCGAAGGAUUCCAAAAAUACAUUUUGCACUUUUGUUGUAUAAAGAAUGUUUGGUUGAUUGCUUUAAUAGUGGUAUGAGAACACUCUCAGUGAAAAUGUGUAAAAAAAAAAAUGGUUGGACUGUAAACUUAAAUGCACAACUUUGUACCGUAUUUACUUCUAAAAACAACAUCGAAGUAUUCAAAAAUGGAAAUUACCUCAUCAUUUACUCUCAAUCAUAUGGAGCCAGAUCAAUCUCAAAAAUAAUACAUUUAAAAAAAUAUAAUUCAUACAUCCACAACGCAAUUUACAUUUUACAAAUCCAGUUCGUGAGUUGAAAACACAAUUCGUAAAUGCACAAAUCCAAUUUGUCAAUUCAAAACAUGAUUCAAAAAUUACACAAAUCCGAUUCAUAAAUUUUAAACACAAUUCAAAACUGCACAAAUCCAAUUCGGAAAUUCAAAACACGAUUCAAAAAUACAUAAAUCCAAUUAGUAAAUUCAAAACACGAUUCAAAAAUACACGAAUCCAAUUCGGAAAUUCAAAACACGAUUCAAAAAUACAUAAAUCCAAUUAGUAAAUUCAAAACACGAUUCAAAAAUACACAAAUCCAAUUCGGAAAUUCAAAACAUGAUUCAAAAAUGCACAAAUCCAAUUCGUAAAUUCAAAACACGAUUAAAAAAUACAUAAAUCCAAUUCGUAAAUUCAAAACACGAUCCAAUUCGGAAAUUCAAAACAUGAUUCAAAAAGACACAAUUCCAAUUCGUAAAUUCAAAACACGAUUCAAAAAUAAAUAAAUCCAAUUCGGAAAUUUAAAACAUGAUUCAAAAAUACACAAAUCCACUUCAUAAAUUCAAAACACGAUUCAAAAUUGCACAAAUCCAUUUCGUAAAUUUAAAACACGAUUCAAAAAUACACAAAUCCAAUUCGUAAUUUCAAAAAACGUUUAAAAAUACACAAAUCCAAUUCGUAAAUUCAAAACAUGAUUCAAAAAUAUACAAAUCCAAUUUGUAAAUUUAAAACAUGAUUAAAAAAUACACAUCCAAUUCGUAAAUUGAAAACAUGAUUAAAAAAAUUACACAAAUCCAAUUUGUGAGUUCAAAAUACAAUUCAAAAAUACACAAAUCCAAUUCGUAAAUUUAAAACAUGAUUUAAAGUUACACAAAUUUUAUUUGUAAA
Molecule: messenger RNA, 2450 nt
Organism: Danio aesculapii
Lineage: Eukaryota; Metazoa; Chordata; Actinopteri; Cypriniformes; Danionidae
Gene: bambib
Product: BMP and activin membrane-bound inhibitor homolog (Xenopus laevis) b
Exons: 3
Coding region: 320-1093 (257 amino acids)
Biological process (GO): positive regulation of canonical Wnt signaling pathway; negative regulation of transforming growth factor beta receptor signaling pathway; transforming growth factor beta receptor signaling pathway
Molecular function (GO): frizzled binding
Source: RefSeq, a predicted model, not a curated record